CGCGUCCUCGGGCUGCGGCAGCGCGGACGCAGAGCGCACCGCCGACCUACCAGCAGCGGGCGGCUCCCAUGCGGCACACGUGGGGCUGGGCGCUCUGGAAUCCCCGGUGAGCCGGCGGCAUGGGGCAGGCGGGCUGGAAGGGGCUCUGCCUGUCGCUGUUCGACUACAAGACCGAAAAGUAUGUGAUCGCCAAGAACAAGAAGGUGGGAUUGCUCUACAGACUGCUGCAGCUCUCCAUCCUGCUGUACCUGGUCGUGUGGGUGUUUGUGGUGAAGAAGAGUUACCAAGAUGUUGACACCUCCCUGCAGAGCGCUGUUGUCACCAAAGUCAAGGGCGUGGCCUAUACCAACACCUCUGAGCUUGGGGAGCGGCUCUGGGAUGUUGCUGAUUAUGUCAUUCCACCCCAGGGAGACAAUGUCUUCGUUGUGAUCACCAACCUGAUUGUGACUACCAACCAACGGCAGGGCACCUGUGCUGAGUAUGAAGGUGUCCCUGAUGGUUUGUGUUCUCAGGACCAUGACUGCCAUGCUGGGGAGACUGUUAUAGCUGGAAAUGGAGUGAAAACUGGCCGCUGUCUGCGUGUGGGGAACUCAACCAGUGGCACCUGUGAGAUCUUCGCCUGGUGCCCAGUGGAGACACAGUCCAUGCCAAUGGAACCACUCCUGAAGGAAGCUGAAGACUUCACCAUUUACAUAAAGAACUUCAUUCGUUUCCCCAAAUUCAACUUCUCCAAGGCCAAUGUGCAGGAGGACACGAAUUACCUGAAAUCCUGUCGCUUUAGCCCCAAGAAUCUUUACUGCCCCAUCUUCCGACUGGGGUCUGUGAUCCGCUGGGCAGGGAGUGACUUCCAGGACAUCGCCAUGAAGGGUGGUGUGAUAGCAAUUAAUAUUGAAUGGGACUGUGAUCUUGACAAAGCUGCCUCCGAGUGCAACCCUCGCUAUUAUUUUAGCCGCCUGGACAACAACCAUGUAAAGUCUGUCUCCUCUGGGUACAACUUCAGGUUUGCCAGAUAUUACCGAGACUCUGCCGGGGCGGAGUUCCGAACCCUGAUAAAAGCCUAUGGGAUCCGCUUUGAUGUGAUAGUUAAUGGCAAGGCAGGAAAGUUCAGCAUCAUCCCCACAAUCAUCAACGUGGGCUCUGGGGUGGCACUUAUGGGUGCUGGGGCUUUUUUCUGUGACCUGGUGCUCAUCUACAUCAUCAAGAAGAGGGAGUUUUACCGCGACAAGAAGUACGAGGAAGUGAGCCGCAGCUUGAACCCAGCCCAGCAGCGAGGAGCCCGACCUGGCCGCAGACCGUGCUGCUGGAGGAACGAGGGCAGCUGCCUUUCUCGGCCCUCUCCGCCUAUGUCUGGGGAGGCGCGUACAGGGCAGGGUCGAGAGGGCAGUGCGCUGGAGACCGAGGCCGUGGUGGCGCAGCCAGGGCAGCCGGAGGAGGAGCUGCUGGAGGAGCAGCCCCAGGUGCUGCCCAACCGUAGCCGCUGGAAGGGAAAUGGCAGUGUGUGCUCGCAUUUCCCCGAGCUUGCCAGGUCUGGCCUUCUGAAGAAUGUAGAGGUGAAUGCUGAGCAGCUGCAGAACCUGCAGACAGUGGAGACAUAGCUAGAGCUGGUGGCCUAGAGGAGUCUUGAGGAUGUUGGGGCCAGAACCACCCACAGCUCUGAACUGAGAAGAGAUGUGCAUGUGUCUGCAAGGGAUAGGGGCUUCCAGGAACAGCCAUCUCCCCUGACUGAGAUCCUGCUACAAGCCUUAUGUUGUAUGGAGGGGAGUCUUGGCAGCCUGACUGGCUCAGAUCCAGAAGAGGAGGCCCUGGGGCAGGCGCCCAGGGAACAGGGCAGGCCAGGAGCCUGAGUGAUACUAGAUUAUUUUAAUUUUUCCUGAGAACCUGACUGGACAUUCAUAUUCAUCCAUCCAUGCAUGCAGUAAAUACUUAUUGAUGCAUGCUGUGUGCUUGGCCCUAUAUAAGAGAUGCUUAAAUGAGAUACUGACCUGGUCUUCAGAAAUGGGGUAGACACACAUAUAAUGACCUUCAAGCCAACAGAGACAUUACUGCCCAGCUACUCUGGCUGCCUUCCCGCCUCUAGCUGAUAAGUUCACAGAUCCCUGUAGAGAAUGACAAUUGCUCAGAGAAAGCCUUUAGAUAACAUCCAGGGGAACACUUGGUCUUACCCAUAGGAUAAAAUUUAAAGGUGGCCAAAGAGGCAAUAGGAAAGGACUGGACCAGUUGGAAGGCCGCUGGCCCAUAAAGGGAGAAGCCAAUUGCAAGGGCUUUAAGGUAAGAUGGGAAAGAGAAGGCGGGGAGAACUCUACUCCAUUCUUUUAGGUAAGCUCAGCAAGACCAUGUCUCCCACUCACACCUCCCCAAGAAUAGUGACCUGCCCAGAUGUGAGAUGCUUUUGCCUGUGUGAUUUGGCUCUUGCUGUUGUGUGGGGCUGGAUGUCCCUGCUAGCUUCCCCUCCUUAAGUGCUAACCAGGUAAAGGAUUAUCUUUUAGCAGGUGUCAAGUUGUUAGGGAGGCCCUCACUUCCCCACCCCCAAAGUGGGGUCUGUGGACCAGCAUCACUAGGGGGCCUGUUAGAAAUGCAGAGUCUCAGCCCCCUCCCUUGUCCUACCAAUUCAGAACCCAUAUUUCCCCUUAGGUGAUUUGCAAGCAUAUUAUUAUUGCCUGAGAAACCCUGAUUGUGAGGGGAGAGAAGGCCAGCUUGGCUGGAAGGAGCUAGUUUCUAGACAUACCUCCUGAGACCGGGAUACCUCUCCCACUCACACCUCCAGCCUGAAAGCAGCAUUAUGCUCAAUUUGUUUGAAUUAAAAUAUCUUGACUAGGUAAUAUUUCUAUGAUUCAAACAUGCCUAUAAUUCUAGUGAUUCGGGAGACUGAGGCAAGAGGAUCGGAAGUUUGAGAUCAGCCUGGGAAGGCAGGGAGGCCUCUACUCACAAGUCCCUGUAGAGAUUGAUGUUAUCCAAAGGCUUUCUCCUUUUAUCCAAAGGAAAAAGCCUUUGGAUAACAUCCAGGGGGACACUUGGUCUUACUCCAUGGGAUAUAAUUUAAAGGAAAGGACUGGACCAGUUGGGAGGCAGCUGGCCCUUAAGGGGAGAAGCCAACUGCAAGGGCUUUUAGGUAAGCUCAGCAAGACCAUGUCUCAAAAUAAAAGUCUAAAGGGCUGGGAAAGUGACUCAGUAGUAGAGUACUCCUGGGUUCAAUCCCCAGUAUGCACCACCACCCCCCAAACAAAAAGGAGUAGUAAAAAGUUCUUUUCACACAUUCUCUGGCGGCAAUUACCAAUUCCAGAAGACUUCCUUAUUCUGCUAAGAAUCCAUGUUCACAUGGUUACUUAUGCACUAACUCAGGAAAUGAUCUUUUCCUGUAAGGCAGAUGCUCCUGUGUCAGAGAUGGACAUGAAAUGUGCUUAAAUAUUUGGCUUGGGGGCUGGCUAGCUCUUUUCCGUAUCCCAUGGCAUCAGAGGAAUGGCUGGGUGAACCCGAUAGCAUCCAGGAAGCAUACCAGGGAACAUCCUCUUUGGAAGGGGAUUUGGUCUUUGUACACAAGGGGGCAGCAAGCCUCCUUCCACUGGAGCCUUUGGGGACAAAUAGUCUCAAGGCAUCCAGUAGGAGGUUACUGCCACUGGGGCGGUGGAGCAUGGUGCCCAGAACAGGACUCCUUAUAAAGCAAGCAGCUCCCUCACCUUGGGUUGUCUGGGGACCUGUCAAUGAGUGAACCGGCACUCUGAAUAGAAAGUGGAAAAUUUAGGUGAUCUAUUUAAGUGUUUUACUUCCUCACUAAAGCAAACCCUUGGGUUUUAUAAUCUAGCAUGUUACUUUUAUGGUUGGGAGGAGGUAAGAGGGGCAGGACUUGUGGCUGCUUAGCGAUAGAUCUGGUUCCUUUUAACCUGAUUUUGAAAUGGUGUUGUCACAGUCAAAUAACCUGAGGACAAUGAUACUAUUUUAUAUUGGAGUAUAAAUGCCUGCCUACAGUCAUUCAGUCAGUAAAUAUUUACAGGGUCCUUAUUAUGUGUAAGGUGUUGGAGUAAAUGAUGGAGAUACAGUUGUGUUCAAUGUAUAGGGUCCCUGCCAUCGUGUCCUUCCUGGCUGGUGGGAGCUGGACCACCUUAGCCAAGGGGUCACACCUAUAGUCACAGACUCAGAGUGCUUGGAGGGUUUUUAACCAGUAGUAGUCAGAAAGUUUCUCCAAGGAAUUUUGACAUAUUAUUUGAGACCUGAAAGGUUAGGAGCGGCUGACUGGGUGAGGAAGGAAGCGGAACCACAUACGUAGGAAGAAGCCAACUGAGGAUAUGCGUGAAGGCAGUGCAGCUGCACAGGGUUUUGUGAGGCUUUCCUGUUGUUGGCCUUAAUUUUUUGGAGGGUGGGAGGCACCGGGGAUUGAGCCCAGGAGCACUUAACCACUGAGCCACAUCCCCAGCCCUUCUUUUGUAUUUUAUUUAGAAACAAGGUUGCUUAGGGCCUUGCUAAAUUCCUGAGGCUGGAACUUGAUCUUCCUGCCUCAGCCUCCCAAGCUGCUGGGAUUACAAACGAGCCGCCAUCACGCCCGGCAGAUUUUUUUCUUUGGUGGUACUGGAGACCAAACCCAGGACCUAUUUGAACUCUAGGUGAGUCUUCUACCACUGAGCUACAUCCCCAGCCCAAAUUGGUUUUCUUUACCUCUAAGGAUUGCCCCAUUACACUUUAUUGCCUUAAAAGGACUAAUUCAACCUAAUUGUUUCUUAGAGGCCAACAAAGCUGUCCAGGCGGCCUCAAUGGCUACACGUCAGGGGGCCCAUACUCAGAAAGACCAGGGAGCCCAUUACAGCUUCUGGACAUCACUGUACAUUCCUGCCAGAUUUGCCUUGCUUUUUACAGACUCUGGCUUGCCACAUUCUGCAUAAUCUUGGUGUAAGAGUUGGCGGCUCAUUAAUCUUACAGAAAUGUGCUUUUAAAUGGAGAGAAAUGAAGUAGGAAGUUGAGCUCCUUCCAAACUUUUGAGAAAAUCCCUUUCUCUCUAGGCACUGGUUGCCUCAUUGGAAAAAUGAGAGUUCAAGCUCUAAGACCUUCUUUCUUUUUUUUUUUUUGGCGUUGGAACCCAGUGCCCUUGUACCUGCUAAGCACACACUCUACCACUGAGCUAUAUCUCUGGUCCAAGAGAGCUCCUUCCUAUUCUGAUAUUCUAGGUCCUAGCUUAAACUUGCUCAUCAACUAUUUUCCUAACAAUUAUUAUCAUCCCAUGCCUUUGGGAGCGCCAUACUAGUUACACACUGGGUGCUAUUAAUAGUGACAUCAUGGGAAUCAGCCACGAAAGGUCGAAGUUCCUCCAUUCUUGAUGCUGGGGGUCAUUAACACUGAACAGUCAUGGUUGCCUUUUUACCCCCACCCACCCUCAUCAGUUCUUCUGUUCUCAGUGGGGGAAUCAGUUGUAAAGGGAGAAUGUUACUUUUUCUAGGUAUCUCUGAGCACCUCAGGGAUCGACUACUAUGCCCUGUAGAGUUCUUAAAAUCACCCUACUUGGAAUGACAUCUUGAGUGUAUGGAAAAGGGCUCCACCCAUUUCCAAUCCACUACCUCCCAAGCGAUAUGAGUUUCCUCAGAGGAAACUCUUCACUGCAUCCAAGAACGCUUUUUCUCCGAAAGACUAUUCUGUACUGCCAGCUGUUUCCCUUUAGGCUGGACAGUGUUAAAGGGGGCAAGGUGGUAAGCACCUUCUGGGACCUGCCCAAUAUAUGUAUUUUUGACACUUUUAUUUGGUUCUCAAACAAUAAAAAGUAUCAAUUUUAAACA
Ictidomys tridecemlineatus (thirteen-lined ground squirrel) is the source of this 5756-nucleotide messenger RNA. RefSeq names its product purinergic receptor P2X 5 (gene P2rx5). Gene Ontology annotation, biological process: response to ATP; calcium ion transmembrane transport. Gene Ontology annotation, molecular function: purinergic nucleotide receptor activity; extracellularly ATP-gated monoatomic cation channel activity; ATP binding. The record is from RefSeq and is a predicted model, not a curated record. NCBI's taxonomy places the organism in Eukaryota, Metazoa, Chordata, Mammalia, Rodentia, Sciuridae. Gene Ontology annotation, cellular component: plasma membrane.